AUGUGUUCGGAACUUUUAAUUCUUGAUUACUCCAUUGUGCUGAACUUGCUUGACAACAUUGAGGAGGAGGAGGAUGAUGCGGAUAUGCCGCAGCAGUUUUAUGAGGAACUUUUAAUUCUUGAUUACUCCAUUGUGCUGAACUUGCUUGACAACAUUGAGGAGGAGGAGGAUGAUGCGGAUAUGCCGCAGCAGUUUUAUGAGUAUCUGGGAGACGGGCAGCGAGUGACCAACCCCGAUUUAGGACUGACGGAAACUGAGGUUGCAGUAUGUAUUGGACGGGAAAUUUUCCGAACUGUUGGUGGGCAGCCUCAGAACAUUGAUGCAUGCGGCAUAUGUCAGGAGGACUAUGUUCACGGUGAAGAGCUUGGGAGAUUGGAUUGUGCGCACAGAUAUCACCUAUCUUGCAUCAGGCAGUGGUUGCUCAUCAAGAACAGAUGCCCAAUCUGCAAGAAAAUGGCUCUCACCAUCAUAGACUUGGAGGACGACGAGGACGAUGAUGAGUGAUCAGAAAUGUUUGUUGGACUCAUUUUGAAUAAAAUGGCCAUGGUGCUAGAAACUUUGUUUUAUUUUUCAUGUUGUUGUCUGGUCUACCUUAUGCUUGAUGCCG
Messenger RNA from Arachis ipaensis, 607 nucleotides. Lineage: Eukaryota; Viridiplantae; Streptophyta; Magnoliopsida; Fabales; Fabaceae. The record is from RefSeq and is a predicted model, not a curated record.